Daktulosphaira vitifoliae (grape phylloxera) is the source of this 1299-nucleotide messenger RNA. Its product is annotated as probable cytochrome P450 6a14. The transcript is spliced from 4 exons. NCBI's taxonomy places the organism in Eukaryota, Metazoa, Arthropoda, Insecta, Hemiptera, Phylloxeridae. Gene Ontology annotation, molecular function: oxidoreductase activity, acting on paired donors, with incorporation or reduction of molecular oxygen; heme binding; iron ion binding. The annotation marks the transcript as partial. The record is from RefSeq and is a predicted model, not a curated record.
GAUUUUUCUUAUUUUUCUGAUCAUAUUCAAUUUGGUGAUCCGGAGAAGACGCCACUUGUGAACCAUUUGUUUAAUAUGAAAGAGGAACAGUGGAAAAUUAUGCGACAAAAAUUAAGUCCAGCGUUUACUCCAUCUAAAUUAAAAUUGAUGUACGAUCCAAUAGUUGAGUGUAGUGCGCAGUUGUUAAAAAACAUAGAAACCACAUUGCACGAGUCAAAAACAAUAGAAGUGAGGGACAUUUUUGAAAACUAUUCUAUAGACGUGAUUGGAACUUGUGCAUAUGGAUUAAAAUUGAACGCAAUUAACGAUAGCAACUCUCCAUUUCGUAAACAUGGAAAAAGUACAUUUUCACAGUUAUUUAAAGCAAUAUUUAGAGACUUGUGUAUGCUUAUAACUCCAAGAUUAAAACCAUUUCUUAUAAUUAGUGAUUUUUCGAAAGAAACUGUAGAUUUCUUUACAUCUACACUUAAAAGUACUAUAAAAUAUAGAGAAGAAAACAACAUAAAAAGAAAUGAUGUAGUGAAAUAUUUGAUUCGAGCUAAAAAUGAUUUAAUAAUUAAUAAAAACAGUUCAUCAGUUAGAUUUCAAGAGAUGGAUAUUGUGGCAAAUGCCUUUGUUAUGUUUAUUGCUGGAUCAGAACCAAUAUCGGGGACCAUAAGUUUUUGUUUGUAUGAACUUGCAUUAAAAAAAGAUAUUCAAUGUCAGGUUCGCCAGGAAAUGUUAUCAGUUAAGCUAAAACACGGAACAAUUAAUAGUGAUUACAUAAAUGACCUACAGUACUUAGACAUGGUAAUUCUAGAAACUUUAAGAAAAUAUCCAAUAUUAUCAUUUUUAUAUCGCAUAACAACAAAACCAUAUGCGGUGCCAAAUGACAAUUUAGUUAUAGAAAAAGGAACAAGAAUAUUUAUUCCAGCGUAUUAUAUACAUCACGAUUAUAGAUAUUAUUCAGACCCUAUGAAUUUCAAUCCACAAAGAUUUUCACGAGAAAAUAAAGCAAAUCAACAAGUUGGUACUUAUAUGCCAUUUGGUUUAGGACCUCGGACUUGCAUAGGUAAUCACUUUGCUGAUUUAGAGAUUAAAUUAGCAUUAACUGAUUUACUUACUAGGUAUGAUGUUGAACCAUGCGAACUAACAAGUAUACCUAUGAUAUUUAGUAAAUCCUCACCUUUAAUUUCACCAGAUAAUGGAAUUUGGUUAAAAUUUAAUACUUUAAAUGAAUAAAAAUAUUUUGAAUUUUAUAAACUAUGAUUAUAUUGCUUAUAUCGUACGAAUAAUUAAAAUUAAUUGGUCUUAUUAUUA